GGUAUUAGGCGUCUCUGCCUGAGAAGCCAAACCCGGGGCGACAAAAUCCCUCCGCCACGAACGAGUGGUGGGUAACUGUCAUGGCAGCAGGAAGCUAGCGAGCGUUGCCCGUCAAGCCAGAGGGAAAAAUAUUACGGUUUCAUAAAGGUAUUGCCGUUGCGGGACGACUGCGCGCUGUGACUGCUCCGCGUCCUCGAGUUGCGGCGACGAUGUUGCCCCGCGCCGGCACCUUGGCGCGGUCCUCUGCCAGGCUGCUGCUGCUGCCGCCGCGGCGCCGAUGGAGUCGAGGAUGUAUCUGGUGCCCGGACAGAAACAUUUCUCUGAAACCAGGAGGUUUGAAACCACAGACUGUUCCACCCCGGUACCUGGGCCAGCCGAGCCCUUUCACCCAUCCACACCUCAUCAAACAGGGUGAGGUGACCCCAGGCUUGAGCCAGACGGAAUUCGAGCUCCGCAGACACCGACUGGCCUCACUUGUCGAGGCCCAGGCAGACAGGCUGGGGCCUUCUGCUUCCUCCAGCAACCAUGUGGUCAUCGUUUUGUCCCACCCGACCCGCUACAUGACCAAUGACAUCCCCUAUCCCUUCCACCAGAACCAGGAUUUCCUCUACCUCAGCGGCAUCCUAGAGCCUGACAGUGCCUUGGUUCUUUAUGGGAAAGGGCGACCAGAUCAGGCCAUCUUGUUCGUCCCCCGCAGAGACCCCGGGAGAGAGCUGUGGGACGGGCCCCGGUCAGGGAAAGACGGGGCGGCGGCUUUGACCGGCAUAGAGAGAGUUCAUUGCACCGAAGAACUGGGCGUUGUGCUCAAGGCCCUGAAAGGCACUCUGCUUUGGUACGAUAACUCUCAGCCUGUCCACCCUCACCUCCAUCAGGCUCACGUGUGUCCCGUGCUGGAGGCGGGGCCCAUGCCACGCCCUCUCAGGCCCCUCAUACAGUCUCUCAGGGCCCUCAAGAGCUCGGCCGAGGUGGCGCUCAUGCAAGAAGCAGGUCGCAUCACUGCACAGGCUUUUCGGAGGACGAUGGCUGUGUCUCAAGGAGACGUGGAUGAAGCUGUGCUCUUUGCGAAGUUUGAUUUUGAGAAUCGAAUCCAUGGUGCCAACUUCCUGGCCUAUCCCCCUGUGGUUGCCGGAGGAAAUCGAGCCAACACCCUUCACUACAUUAACAACAACCAGAUUAUAAAGGAUGGUGAACUGGUGCUGCUCGAUGGUGGCUGUGAAUACUUUGGAUACGUCAGUGACAUCACUCGAACAUGGCCAGUUAACGGAAAAUUCAGCCCAGCUCAGGCUGAGCUUUACGAGGCCGUCCUGGAGGUCCAGCGCUCCUGUUUGUCUCUGUGUUCCCCGGGUGUCAGUUUAGAUCACAUCUACAGUACCAUGCUGGCUCUGCUAGGACGACAGCUGAGGCACCUUGGGAUCAUUAAGGCUGGUACCAGUGAUGCUGAUGCACUAAAGGCAGCUCGGCGUUACUGCCCCCACCACGUUGGUCAUUACCUGGGCAUGGACGUCCACGACACCCCUGAGCUGUCCCGCUCACAGCCUCUACAGCCAGGAGUGGCCAUCACUAUAGAACCAGGUUUGUACAUCAGUGAAGACAAUGACCAGGUGCCAAGGCGUUUCCGUGGCCUGGGGGUCAGGAUUGAGGACGAUGUGGUGAUCCGAGACCAGGGAGGUCCACUGAUUCUGUCUUCUGAUGCACCAAAGACCAUCCCUGAUGUGGAGCAGGCCUGUGCUCAGAGAUAGGACAGGGAGAGACAAGUGACCAAGUAAGCCGCCGGGUUGAUGGGAGGCCGCGCGCUGGGCUUUUAAACUGUCUCCUUGUGGAUGACAUCAUCAGCCUUCAUAAAAGGUGGGGGGGCACUGCAAGACUCCAGUUUUAGUCUUAUUCAGAUAUCUCUUGUGGAAGCUCAUAGAUUGUGCAGUUUGCAGAAAGUCUUUUUGAGUACAUAAUUACCUCCGCCCAGGAGGUUAUAUUUUUGCCCCUGUCUGUUAGUUUGUUUUUUGGUUGAUUGGUUUAUUUGUUUGUCAGCUUGUAAGCAGGAUUAUGCAAAAACUACUGAACAGAUUUUCAUGAAAUUUGGUGGAAGAAUGGGACACAGGCCAAGAAAGAACCCAUUAAGUUUUGCGCAAAUCUGGACAGGAUUUAUUUAUUCACUUGUGAGAUUUUGACUUUUUCACAGAUUGCAAUGGAAAUAUUGCAUGAUUUGAUUGAAUUAAAGUGACUGGCAUUCUUGUUUAGCAAGACAUGCGCUGACUACACUCUUCAAACUUCAGUCUUGUUGUUCCUCCUUAAAAAUUAAACUUCUCCAUAUGGAGACUGACCCUAAUCAAAUACAAUACUUUUAUCUAGUAUUGUGGUGGUGCUAUUGGAAGGUGUCAACCAUGGGAGCAUUUUCAUUCUCAAACCUACAGUAUUUGCUCCACAUCAUGUUUUUUCAGAAUUACUCUCAUCAUGGCACGUCUUAUAAUACAUUUUCAUUUGUUGUCUCACUCAAAAAAAAAUUCUGAGGUGACACACACUCUGUCUCUGUCUGUUACACACAAACAUGCAUCAUUCUUUCCAAGGCCAGGAAGAAUCACAGUAUGUCAAAUCAGUAGUCCAACAUAUUGAGGCAUACAAGUGAUUAAAUAAAGAGAAACUUGUACAACAGAGCUGCUCCUUAUGAACCAGGAAUGAAUGGUUAUAAUCACUACACUGGUGCAAUGUAUGUAUUCUGUAUGCAUAUGUGUGUUGGGAUUUUGACUUUUCAGCACAGAGAAAAAUUUGAUAUCUUCUAAAGAAAAUUAUGUUUAUAUGUGUGUAUUAAAAAGAUCUUUCUUCCAUAA
Scophthalmus maximus (turbot) is the source of this 2822-nucleotide messenger RNA. It is a transcript of the gene xpnpep3, whose product is annotated as X-prolyl aminopeptidase 3, mitochondrial. The transcript is spliced from 12 exons. Gene Ontology annotation, molecular function: metalloaminopeptidase activity; manganese ion binding. Gene Ontology annotation, cellular component: mitochondrion. The record is from RefSeq and is a predicted model, not a curated record. NCBI's taxonomy places the organism in Eukaryota, Metazoa, Chordata, Actinopteri, Pleuronectiformes, Scophthalmidae. The coding region runs from base 210 to 1739 and encodes 509 amino acids.